Molecule: messenger RNA, 4545 nt
Organism: Pieris napi
Lineage: Eukaryota; Metazoa; Arthropoda; Insecta; Lepidoptera; Pieridae
Product: protein SCAI
Exons: 10
Coding region: 785-2548 (587 amino acids)
Biological process (GO): DNA-templated transcription
Cellular component (GO): nucleus
Molecular function (GO): transcription corepressor activity
Source: RefSeq, a predicted model, not a curated record
UCGUGUAUAACCUAAUCGACCUAAAUCAUAGACAUACUUAAACCAUUUCAGCAUCAGAAUGUUUGGAAUACAAUUCGUUACUUGGUGAAUUCAUGGAAUCCAUACUGUCCUAAACUUUAUUAUUGCUUCCGCGUCGAUAGUAUAGUAAAAGCCGGCUUACAAUUGCUAGUGGUUGUAAAUAUCAGUGCGUUAAGUGUUUCCCAAUUGGAUGCUAUACAGUGGAUGAUGAGAAACAACCCACAACGAUGACAAGAAAGAAAUAAAGAAGAUCGACAAAUCCACACAGACAGCAUCGACAUCGCAAUCAAUAGAAUCGGAAAACUUUCUGGACGUUUCACCAGAAAGCAUCACGGAUAUAUCAAUCAAAGUUAGCUCUUUGGGCUCUACAACAGCCAGCGCUAGUCAAAGUAACCCGCCCAUCCAAAACCAGCCAGAAAUUGUGUUGAAGAGACGACGCGCUUUAGAAGACCGUCGACAAAGGUGCGGUGAACCAUGUUAUUUUGUAUUAAAUAACAACGACCUAAAAAAUCUUGAACAAGCUCUAAAGUGCCGUCUAAUAACACGAGUUGAGUAUCAAUGCCUUAAAUUGCAAAGAGAGCACGUUGAGAAGGAAGCAAUUUUGUACACUAUCCAGCAAAUAUUGCAUAUAUUGGCAAAUGAAGAAAAGGAUGCUACACCAACUCCAUCCACUAGUAAAUCACGAAAAAAUUAAGAAUAAUUCCUCAUUAAUUUUAUUUUGUCACCUUUUUAAUAGACGUUGUAUAAGGUAUAAUAUAUUAUAAAUAUGAAUCCCAUGGAUGGGGAGAGGAAAAUUAUAAUAGAAUUUUGUCACUUAUUGGAGAAAUCGAAAGUGCUUUUUAAUGGAUUAAGGGAACUACCACAAUAUGGCCACAAGCAAUGGCAGUCAUAUUUCGGCCGGACUUUUGAUGUUUACACCAAAUUGUGGAAAUUUCAACAACAACACAGGGACGUACUAGAUAGCAAAUAUGGUUUAAAGAGAUGGCAAAUAGGAGAGAUCGCAUCGAAAAUUGGGCAGUUGUACUAUCACUUUUAUCUGAGGACUAGUGAAACUGCUUACCUUCGGGAAGCAUUCGCGUUUUACCAGGCCAUCAGAGCGAGGCGAUACUACACACAUGCAGUUAAAGAAGAUAAGUGUGAACUUAUGGUGAAAAAGCUACGAUAUUAUGCACGAUUUAUUGUUGUAUCGUUAUUACUGAAUAAAUUAAAACUUGUUGAUGAUCUUAUAAGAGAACUAGACAAUCAAAUAAUAGAAUAUGGAACCACGUAUAACGCUGAAGACCAAAUGGAAUGGACUGUAGUUGUUGAUGAAGUUAAAGCUUUCCUUGAUGCCGAGCCGGCCGUUCAGGUUAUGUACAAUGAUAUGCCGGCACCCGAUAUGUCUAAUAGAAUCCAUCCCGACCAAACGCCAUACGUAGACAGAGGACCCCAUAUGCACUUAACUUUACAAGACGUAAUUAUAAUUGGUAGUAGUACACAACAGGCAAAAUUUUCUGAACUCACAAUCGAUAUGUAUAGAAUUCUUCAGAUAUUGGAAAAAGAACCAAUUGGCCCAGCACCUCAGGCCCUGAGUGAGGAUAUUCCUCCUCAUGGGCCACCACCGGCUCCACAUUCUACGCAAAGAGGUUACGUGGUCGGUGAUAGCUUUCGUCGAGACAAUCCACACAAGUACUUGUUGUUCAAGCCAACCGCACUGCAAUGUCUGGUCUACCUAGCGAGCAGUUGCAAUGAUUUACCAUUAAACGGAGCGAUUUUAUUAUACAUUUCGGCGGAUGGCUAUAUCCCUUCUCACAGUCGUAACGCUGACAGCAUCACUGGCUAUGAAGCCGGAGGGUUUAUUACAUCUGGCAAAUUGGAUCCAAAUCGGGAUUCAAUAAGAGAAUCCAGGGGACAAUCACAAGAUAGAGGGAGCAGGGGAAAGGAUCAUUAUCUGUUGUACCCUGGCGACAUUUACCCUUUUACUAGAAGACCUUUGUUUAUCAUAGUUGAGUCGAAUUGUUCUGGACUCAUGCAGAAUAUGCCACGCCAUUUCAAUCAGCCACUUGUGAUGUUAUUGUCAGCUCAAGAACUUCCAGCAAAUCUAGCAGAACGAUGUCAUCAAGGUAAUAUCCUAACGUUGUUCCUCAACAAUCCCUUGAUGGGAUUCUGUGCAUCGUGCGAGCUUUACACAAUAGAAGAAGGUCUACUGGACGUUUGCGAGACUUUAGUCCUCGAUUUUAUGUUCCAGUGUGCACAGUUAAUACUCCGAAUUCGUAUCGAUAUGAACUUCUUCGCUUUCAUGGGUGAUGAGUUCCUUCGAACGAUAAUACUACGGUACCUCUUCUGUGAAUGCUCUCUGCGAAUGAAUAGAAACUUCCGUUCCCGGUCUCAGAUCGUCCAUUCUACGCCUCCAAUGCCCGAAGAGCUGCUGGCACAUUCCUCCCUCGUUUCAAUUAUUUUGAAAAUUUCGGAGCAGCUCGGAGUAAGGAAUCACUUUUCCGAUGUUUCUGGACCGGGAUCGGGGCCAAGGGAACCUAGGGAUCAGAAUUAGGAACCAAUUUGUGCUCAAUUAUAAUUUUCCUCUACUAUGGAUAAGAUCUCCGUCAAAAAUUUUGCUGUUUAUACAAGUAUUUAGUUUAAAUAGUACUUUUCGUGAAUCUUGACGGUUACGUCUUAAAGACGGUUGAGGGUUAUUAUACAAAGCUAGGAUUCAUAUAUAUAAAUAUAUUUACUAUGUAGUAAUUUUAGAUUUUUAAAUCUUUAUCUAGUAUUACGCAUUUAAGAUCUUGAUGUCAAUAUCUAUCUUUAUGCCUAUCAGUAUCGGGCUUUAUUAUAUUAUAGCGUUUCUAAGUAAAAGUAUAAAAAACUAAGUGUUGCUUAAACGAUACAUUUCAAUAUAUUAAUUAAUGCUUUGCAACGUAUAAUUAACAAAUUCCUAUUGUCACUAAUUACUAAUUUGUAGACUUGCACUUGCAGUUAAGGCAUCAAAUCUCAUAAUAGCUUGCAUUUAAAUAUGGAUAAGUAAAUGCUAUGUUAUCAUUAUAUCAUGAAUGAAGUGAAAUCGAGUGGUCCUGGAAAAUUAUUGCUUUAGUUGGAAAGCCUACGAGUAUGAUUUAAAGGAGAAUCAAUGUGUUUAGAACUUGUAUGUGCUAAAUAACAACACAAAUAUAAAAAGAGUCGCGGUUUCACCUAACAAGAUCCGUUCACAUUCAGCCAAUGGCCUAUUUCUGGACUCUAAAACAAUCGUAAAUUAAGUCAAAUCUGUAUUAAAAUAUGAUAACAUACAAAUUUACAUACUAAUAAUAUUGGGCUUGUUUCUACCGACCAGUAAUUUGUUACAGAGCUUGAGCUUUAAGAACACAGCGUACAACACGUUUCUUAACUCAUAAACAUGAAUACAAAAUCUAUUUUUUAACAUGUAACAACAAAACAUAAUACUGGACGUUGGAAUCUGCCCUUGCAAUUAAAAGGGUAUAUUUUCCUCUAUAGUUUAGAAAAUAUAUUUAUGAUAAAUUCUAUAUCAGAGCAUCUUACAUUCCUAACAGAUAUUAUAUUUAUUUUGGAUAUUUAGUAAAAUCAUGCUUUGCUUAUUACAAAUCGAAAUUUGAACAGGGUAUACCAACAAGAUGGCAGAUGUGUCAAGUGAGGCUUUAGUGAAAGAAAAACUUUUUCAAACCACUAUUAUUACAUUUAAUUGGUAAAUUGGGACCCAUCUUCGUUACUUCUACGUAAAAAUUUUGAAUUAUAUUGUUUAUUAAAAUAUAUUUAAAAACCAAACCUUCAAAUAACUUUAAUCAGAAUCAGAUCAAGCUUUGUAAAAAGUUAUUUAAAUUUCAAUAUCAAAUUAUUCUUGGAAAUCUUCAAUGUCAUAAGUAAAAUAGUUACAAACACAAAGUUAUUCUAUUGCUAAAGCCUGUAUUGUUUGAUGACCACUGCAAAAUGUAUAAAAGCAAAUUAUUAAGUACUCAUUAAAAUAUUGAUACAACUAUAUUUUUUAGUAAUAAACUCAUUACUGUGACAUUACGAACACUUUUGGUCCAACGUUGGUAUAAGAAAGAAACAUUCAUCCCAACAUACUAUGUAAGAAUGUGGCAUGUCGGCACUAAGUGUAUGAUUUACAGUCGAAGCAUAUGCGUCCCGUUAGUAAAAAAGUUUUGGUUUUGACAUACAGGUGUAACAAUAACAGCUUAGUCUAGACUCUUUAUCUUACCCUGCGUCCGCAAGCCGUUAGGUUAGUAAGAAUAUUAUAAAGUUUCAUUCCUAUGUAGUUUUGUGUGUUUGUGUGAGCCAUAAUUCAUGCGAACGAUUGAAUUGCAACUUAGUAAGAGCUGCUAAUUUGCAUCAUUACCUAAUCUAACAUUAACAUGUCAACAUCUCUAUUGUAUUAUCUCUCUACGUAUUUACUAUUAACGUGUUAAAUUUCUAACUAAUAAUGUUAAUCUUGCUUAAACUUGCUACAUAUAAUAAUUACAAUUUUAAGUAGUUGGUGUUGUGUAUAAUGUAAACUGGUUCAAAAUUUUAAAUAAAUAGCAGUUUUUCCUUUCGAAA